Messenger RNA from Cynoglossus semilaevis (tongue sole), 6426 nucleotides. It is a transcript of the gene esyt1b, whose product is annotated as extended synaptotagmin-like protein 1b. The coding region runs from base 299 to 5719 and encodes 1806 amino acids. The transcript is spliced from 52 exons. Gene Ontology annotation, cellular component: endoplasmic reticulum membrane. Gene Ontology annotation, molecular function: phosphatidylcholine binding; phosphatidylethanolamine binding; phosphatidylinositol binding. The record is from RefSeq and is a predicted model, not a curated record. Gene Ontology annotation, biological process: lipid transport. NCBI's taxonomy places the organism in Eukaryota, Metazoa, Chordata, Actinopteri, Pleuronectiformes, Cynoglossidae.
UCGUCCUAACGGGACAGCGUGAGGAGACGAGCCUGCGUCACACUGAUCCGUCUGGACCAGUCGUGCCAAAAGGCUGAAGGCAACUCAGCGUUAAAAGAAGAAAAAGUAAAAUAAAUUGCCGUCAACUCAAGGGAGAUAGUUCAGAGCACGGUGUUGCAGUUCAAACGGUACGUAGAAAUGACGCGAGAAAUGUGAGGAAGAACGCGGUUUAAUGCGCUUCUUUAAAAAACUAAAUCCGUGAUCAUUCCGAGUUGUUCUUCAGCCUUUUUUGUUUUUGUAACCAAAAUACCAAGACAGUAUGCAAACCGACAAACCGGAGUCGAGUGAACCCGCAAAGGGCAGCGGCGAGUGUCCGAGCUCCGACGACACAGAGAAGAAAGCUCUGUGUACGGUCGACACUCCGCCGCAGCAGGACAACAAGCCCAAAGGCAUCAGCGCCGUGGCAGUUCUCUGGACUUUUGGGAAAUGUCUGGGCGCCCUCCUGCCCGUCUACCUGGCCGGUUAUUACCGGGUCAGCACCAGCCUGUUGGUGUGCGGGAUGAUGGUUUACACCGGGUGGAAACAUGCGCGAGAGGCCAAGGAGGCACGUCUGAAGUCAGCCAUCCAGCUGCUGGAGGACGAGCAGGAGAGCUCCUCCAUGAAGAUGUCCCGAAUCAAGAGAGACCUUCCUGCGUGGGUCAACUUCCCAGAUGUGGAGAAGGUUGAGUGGCUGAACAAGGUGCUACAGCAGGUGUGGCCUUUUGUCGGCCAGUACCUUGAGAAGCUCUUGGUGGAAACCAUCGCUCCGUCCAUUCGAUCCUCCAGCGCCCACCUCCAGACUUUAAGCUUCACAAAAGUCGACAUGGGAGACAAGGCCAUGAAGGUUGUAGGAAUCAAGGCACACACAGAAAACGACAGGGGGCAGGUCCUGCUUGAUCUGUAUAUCAGCUAUGUUGGCAAUGUGGAGAUCAAUGUUGAGGUGAAACGGUACUUCUGUAAAGCUGGAGUCAAAGGAAUCCAGCUGCAAGGGAUGAUGAGGGUGAUUCUGGAGCCUCUCAUUGGUGACGUGCCCAUUGUGGGGGCAGUGACCAUGUUUUUCAUCCGCAGACCUAGAUUAGACAUUAACUGGACUGGACUCACUAAUUUGUUGGACGUCCCUGGCUUGAAUGUCAUGUCAGACAGCAUGAUCAUGGACGCCAUUGCCUCCUUCUUGGUUCUGCCCAACCGUCUCGUUGUCCCCUUGGUUCCUGGUCUCCAUGUGGCCCAACUGCGCUGUCCUUUACCAAGGGGUGUUGUUCGCAUCCACCUACUGGAAGCAAAGAACCUGGCAGCCAAGGACAACUACGUGAAAGGGGUCAUGGCAGGUUUGUCUGACCCCUACGCCAUACUGAGGGUCGGCCCUCAGACCUUCACCUCUCACCACGUUGACAACACCGACUGCCCCAAGUGGGGGGAAACGUAUGAGGUUAUUGUCCAUGAAGUUCCUGGUCAAGAGUUGGAGGUGGAGGUUUAUGACAAAGACCCAGACCAGGAUGAUUUCCUGGGCAGGGCCAAACUGGAUUUGGGCAUUGUGAAAAAAUCCAUAGUUGUAGAUGAUUGGUUCACCUUGAAGGACACUCAGUCUGGACGGGUUCAUUUCCGACUGGAGUGGUUGGCCUUGUUGCCAAACAGUGAUCGACUGGAGCAGAUCAUACAGAAGAACCAGAGUGUGACCAGUAAGACUGCUGAUCCUCCCUCUUCAGCCAUCUUGGUAGUAUAUCUCGACAAGGCGGAGGCACUUCCUAUGAAGAAGGGCAACAAGGAUCCAAACCCCAUGGUGCAGUUGUCAGUGCAGGAUGUUACCAGAGAGAGCAAGACGUGUUACACAACCAUUAAUCCAGAGUGGGAGGAAGCUUUCACCUUCUUCAUCCAAGAUCCACUCAAACAAGACCUUGACAUUCAGGUGAAGGAUGCUGACCGCGUGCAGACCUUGGGCAGUCUGUCCCUUCCCUUGUCCCGUUUACUGUCCAACUCCAACCUUUCUCUGGACCAGUGGUUCCAGUUGGACAACUCUGGAGAUGCCAGUCGCAUCUACAUCAACGCAGUUCUGAGGGUUUUGUGGUUGGAUGAGGAACACAUUCAAGCCAAUGUGUCCUCUGAUGUGGCAGCUGGAAAGUCCAAACAACUGCCCCAACACACUGCGCCUCAUCCCAGCUUUGCGACGGAGGGACUUCUUAGAAUCCACCUGCUGGCAGGGCAGAAUCUGGUUCCAAAAGACAACAUGAUGGGAGGAAUGAUCAAAGGCAAGAGUGACCCCUACGUUAAGAUUAACAUUGGUGGUGAAACAUUCACGAGUAACGUUAUCAAGAGCAAUCUCAACCCUACGUGGAACGAGAUGUACGAGGUGAUUCUGACCGAACUGCCCGGCCAGGAGCUAGUUAUAGAAGUGUUUGACAAGGACGUGGACAUGAAGGACGACUUCAUGGGAAGGUUGAAGAUAAAUCUGAAAGACAUCAUAGAAUCUCAGUACACUGAUCAGUGGUACACACUCAGUGAUGUGAAAUCGGGCCGAGUUCAUUUAAUUCUGGACUGGGUUCCGACAGCCUCAGACUCAGACAGAUUGGACCAGGUUCUUCAGUUCCAUUCCAGACAGUCGUACCAGAACAAAGCAGUUCCUUCCACUGCUCUGCUCUUUGUGUACAUCGAACAGGCAGAUGGUUUACCAGUCAAAAAGAGUGGAAAGGAUCCAAAAGUGGGAGCAGAGAUUAUUCUUGGAAAAACAUCUCACAAAACUACAGUCUGUGAACGCACCACAGCGCCUCAGUGGAAUGAGGCUUUCAGUUACCAGGUCCGAGAUCCCAGAGAAGAUAUUCUUCUUGUUAAGUUCUCCCACAGCUGGACUCUACCCAUCUGUUCUCUGGUGGUUCCUCUUAGAGAGCUGCUGUCUGAACCAGAUCUGGUCCUGGACCAGUGGUUUCAUCUGGAUGGAGCCUCACCAGAGAGUCAGGUUCUCCUGAGAGCUGAACUUAAGCUGCUGAUUCCUAGCAAAUGUCCCGGUGCCACUGAUAAAGCCAGGGUCACUCUAGUGUCAGACCCUUCCCCUGCCCAGAAAAAACCCGAACCAGAAACCACACAGAGGUCAAGUUCAGCUGACACUCCUACCGUGGAGACCAUUUCUUCAUCCACUUUGCAGGAAGAUGCUGACGUAAACGAAGAGGUUAACGUGAUUGAGGAGCCAUCCAGCCCUGCUGUAACACGCCCCGCUCAUACGUCUCCAGACCUGGGCUUCGCCUCCGAGGGCCUGCUCAGACUCAUCCUCUUGGAGGCUCAGGAUCUGGUUGCCAAAGACAACAAAAUGGGCGGUAUGAUGAAAGGCAAGAGCGACCCCUACGCAAACAUCACCGUUGGGGAGGAAAUGUUUAAGAGUAACGUGAUCAAGGAGAAUCUCAACCCGUUCUGGAAUGAAAUGUAUGAGAAAGUUCUGAAACCCCAGCCUGGACAGGAGGUGAAGGUAGAACUGUAUGACAAAGACAUGGACAAAGACGACUUCCUGGGCAGAUUCAGCCUCAGUGUGGCAGACAUCAUUCGGUCUCAGUCCACAGCCCAGUGGUACACCUUAAACGACGUGAAGUCUGGACGCGUGCGUCUGAUUUCAGAGUGGGUCCCAGCGUUGUCCUGUGAUGACACUUUAGGCCAAGUGAUGGAGCUUCAGUCCCUCCAGUCCUACAAGAACAGGGCCAGUCCGUCAGCAGCUCUUCUCUUCAUUUAUUUGGACAGAGCUCACUCAUUACCUUAUAAGAAAAGUGGGAAGGAGCCCAAGGCUGCAGCUGAGCUUGUGUUUGGAAACAAAACAUACAAAACCAGGGUGUGUGAACGCUCCAGAUCACCAGACUGGAAUGAGUCAUUCCUGUUCAUGGUUCAAAAUCCCAGAGAGGAGAUGCUGGUCAUAAAGUUGUCAAGUGCUUGGGAACAGCCAAUUGGAUCUCUGGUUCUCCCUGUGAGGGAGCUGCUCUCCAGGCCACAGCUGGUCCUGGACCAGUGGUUACAUCUGGAUGGCGCUCUCCCCGAGAGUGAGAUCCUGCUGAGGGCUGAACUAAAGAUCCUCAGCUCCAGGAUGACUGAAGCUCCACAGCCUUCUGUUACGAGUCCCAAGAAGGCAGAGACGGUGUCCAGCAGGGAGGAGGUGUUUAGAGCAGCUGAGAGAGAGGAAAACGUCGCAGAUGAAUCCGUUACAGAACAACAGCCUGAAGCAGCAGCUAGAACUACGUCUGACAACUGGUUUCCUUCCGCUGCUAUGGAGGAGGCGACAGCGGAGGUGGAGCAGCCUCCAUCACUGCCGUUUAAACCACAGGAGGAGCAAACAGAAGAGUCUGGUCUGGGUAACCUCGCUCAAGCCACAGUGACUGGUCUUCCUGCUAAAACCCUGGCACCAGCAGAACACAAAGACGUUCUGGAACCUUCUGAAGUUCUUCCACCACACACCACUCCUUCAAAAGACUUUGGUCGAGAGGGGGUGCUGAGGAUUCACCUGCUUGAGGCCAGCAACCUUGUUGCCAAGGACAACCUGAUGGGAGGCAUGGUGAAGGGCAAGAGUGACCCCUACGUCAAAAUCAACAUAAGUGGGGUCUCAUUUAAGAGUCAGUGCAUCAAAGAGAACCUCAACCCGACGUGGAAUGAAAUGUACGAGACAGUUCUAAGUGGAAACCACAGCCAUGUGAUCAAGUUUGAAGUUUUUGAUAAGGACAUAGAUUCUGAUGACUUCCUGGGCCGGUUCAGUAUUAAUCUGAGUGAGGUCCUGAGUUCACAGUAUUUAGAUCAGUGGUAUACACUUAAUGAUGUCAAGUCUGGUCGAGUCCACUUGAUAGUGGAGUGGGUCCCUACUGUGUCCAACUCAGUCAGACUUGAUGAGGUGCUGCAGCUCCAGUCACUCCAGACGUUUCAGAACAAGACUGUACCUCACGCGGCUCUGCUCUUCGUUCAUAUCCAGGGAGCACAUUCACUGCCUCUAAAGAAAAGUGGAAAGGAACCCAAAGCUGGAGCUGAGCUCAGUUUGGGUGGAACGUCAUACAAAACCAAUUUGUGUGAUCGCAGUACCAGCCCUGAGUGGAACAAGUCCUUCUACUUCAUGGUCCUUGACCCUAAACAGCAGAUGCUGGUAGUAAAGUUGUCAAGUGGCUGGGACCAGCCAAUGGGGUCUGUCGUGGUUCCUGUCAGGUCACUUCUUGCGGAGCCACAGCUGACUCUGGAUCAGUGGUUGCCUCUGGAUGGAGCCUUGUCUCAGAGCCAGAUCUUACUGAGGGCAGAACUGAAGAUUCUGGAAUCAAAGAUGGUGGACAUGAUCAGUGCAGGGACUCUGCCCUGCGCUGCCUCUGGAGGUAGAGACGGGCACGGGCAGGUGAAGUUGUCUCUGUCGUACACCUCUCAAGAAAGAAAGCUCAUCGUCGUCGUCCACGCUUGCAGAGGUCUUGCCUCUGGUACAGACAGCUAUGUGUCGCUCAUGCUGCUGCCGGAUAAAAGCAAAGCCACCAAGAGGAAGACAGCUGUGAAGAAGAAGGACGUCCAACCGGAGUAUAAUGAGAGGUUUGAGUACAACCUGACCGUGGACGAGCUAAGAUUCAGACGACUCAGUGUGUCGGUGAAAAACAACUCCGCCUCCUUCAGAAGCAAAGACGUCAUCGGACAGGUCCUGAUAGAGUUGGGUCAAGUUGACCUAACAUCUGGAGUCACAGAAUGGUUCACCUUGAAGGACGAAACUGAAUAAUCACUCUGCUUGCUGGUGAUGAUGUCAUCAACCUCCCUGGCGCCGUGCCGUUGCUGCGACUCACACUGAUGCCUUCUCCUGCUAACGUCUACGUACAAACAGUGCCUCUGUGGCAGCCUCACCUGUAUCCACUCAGCUUUUUCUGUCAGAACAAAUAAAAAUGAAAAGUGAAUUGCACUCUAUAUUCAUAAUCGUCAACAAUCUCACCAAAGAUAAGGAAGCUGAAGGAGCUGGGCUGACGGAGUUGAAGUGCAUGUUUGUUUAGACUGAACGUUAAUUCACCUUAUGAAGAAAUGACUGAAGAAUCACUAGAGGAAAUUGAAGUCGAACAGAAGAAGAAAGAAUGUUGUGUUUGUUUUGUUGUUGUUGUUACAGAGUGUUUUUUAAUCAUAAUUACAGUGAUGUUUUUGUAUUUUAUUUUAUUUUAUUUUUUGUCAUAUUCUUUCAGUAUUUUUAAGUCUAUUGUGCGACCUGCUAAGAUCACAGCAAAGACACACGGAAAAAGACAGUAUGUUACAAUGUUCUGCUAUAUUUCAGUUUGAAAUAGCUUUUAAAAGUGUUUGGUUUUCACAAGAUAUAUGUGUUUCUCGCACCUAAGUUACAUAGUAGUAAUCAUUAUUUUAUAUAUAUAUAUAUAUUCGAAAAAAUGGUGGACCAGAUACAGUUUGUUGAAAGAUGAAAAAAAUAAAAAGAUUGUGCACAUUUCA